Clunio marinus is the source of this 1443-nucleotide messenger RNA. Lineage: Eukaryota; Metazoa; Arthropoda; Insecta; Diptera; Chironomidae. The record is from the annotation of a GenBank genome assembly.
AUGAAUGAAAUCAAAGGAGAAAGUAGCAGCGUUCGUCAAAACAUUUUAACGAGAAAGGUUGAAAAUAAUCGUGCAUCAAAUGUUCGAUAUCUUUAUGGACUCGAGCCAGGCUUAUUUUCAUUAUAUUUUGCAUUCAACUUGACAAAUGCCAUCUUACAAAAUCAACUGCUGAAGCAAACGUGCUUGCAACUUGGAUAUAACUUAACAAUCUGUUCUAAUCUCAAUACAGAUGAAUUGACUAAAGCAGUUGAAGAAGAAGUUCAACCAUAUGUUGCCAACAUAAACUCAUCAAUUUUGUUAUUGAAUUCAAUUUCUCCUGCCCUGUUCAGUUUAUUGUUGGGUUCUUGGAUGGAUAAAUUUGGUCGCAAGAAGAUUUUGAUGAUGUCGUUCACUGGAUACACCUCAACAUUAACUCUGAUUGCGAUAUUUUCUUUCAUCUCCGAUCAUGUGACACCACUAAGUCCAUGGUGUUAUUUUUUUGCCGAAUUUCCGAUGUGCUUUUUAGGUGGCUGGCCAACACUUGACAUUGCAGUUUGCUGCUAUGUGACAGAUUUAAGUGAUGAGAAAAAUCGUUCAUUCCGAUUAGGAUUCAUCACUUUUCUCAACUUUCUUAGCAAUGUGUCAGCAUAUUCGUCAUCAAGCUUUAUUCUCGAAGCUACAAAUGCAACUUUUGUGUUUGCAAUUUCAUUUUCAUGCGCAGUGAUUGCUUUUAUUUAUACGAUAAUUUUUGUGGAUGAAUCAAUUCAAGUGCCACAAAACGUUAAAGCAAUUGAACAAAUUAAAGAAGUUUUUUCUUAUGCGAGAAUUCAAGAAAUUUAUUUUACAAUCACCAAAAAGCGAACGAACAAGGAAAGAAGAAUGAUGUGGAGUCUGAUGGUGAUUGUUGUUCUUGUGGUGUUCACGAUGCAUGGAAAUGGAACUGUAAAUUAUCUUUUCGUUCGAGAGAAAUUCGGAUGGGCUUUAAGAGAAUGGACCGUCUUCGAUUCAACCAACACAGUUAUCACUGUUAUUGGAUUAUUAAUUGGAUUAACAGUGCUGAAGAAAUAUUUCCAAAUAUCGGACAUGUCUCUUGGAGUUCUAGCUUUGAUAUCGUCAAUUAUUGAUGCGAUAUUUAAAGCUUUUGCUACGAAAUCAUAUCAGUUGUAUUUGUCAUCGGUGUUUGGAUUAUUCCGACUUCUUUCUACUCCCGUCUUUCGAUCCAUUAUGUCAAACAUUCUGCCACAUGCUGAAAUUGGAAAAAUCUUCAGUGUGACUACAUCUUUUGAAGCUUUGAGUGGUCUUGGAGCUGGGCCAUUGUAUUCGAGUAUCUACAAGAAAACACUAACAACGUUCCCUGGAGCAUUCCAUUUGAUAACUGCAUCAGUAUUUGCCUUUAAUCUGUUGUUAUCCUUCUUCGUUUAUAGAUGGAAGAAAUCACGUGAUAUUUCUAUGCUACAACUUUAA